CUCAUAAAAGGCAGAUUCACCGAGAAUUCUUGUUUUACGUAGAUAAUCUGAAUUAAUUCAAUUUUUAUAUUUUAUUUAAACCAUCACACAAAGACUAAUUAAAUAAUUCUCGUUAUCGUUGAUAGAGUCUUAAGUUGGCGACACAAAAGGCUUAGAAGUUUAGUCGCUAAAGACGCAUCAACAGCAAAACUUGAAAACUUUAUAAGAAGAAAAACAUUUUUGAAAAAAUAAUAUUAAAGUUUGUGCAAUUAAACUUUUAAGAGUUCGUUUUGAAAAUGAAAUUUUUUAUUGUUCUUCUGGCUUUCGUCGGCAUGGCUUUAGCACGCCCUCAAAUUUUAUUUCCUGGGUUAAGUUUAUCAACAAGCAAUGCUAAUGCACAAUCACAAUCUCAAGGAAUAUUUGGAGUUCCAUACGGUGGCGGAUUUGGCGGACUCGGUGGACAGAGCCAAAGUGCUUCAAAUGCCAAUGCGCAGUCGUUUAACUUGAACUUGGGAGGCGGCGGAAUUGGAAUUCCGGGCUUAUUUGGAGGACGAUAAAUUCACGAUCAACAACAACAUUCAUACUGUACAGUUGAUAAACAUUUAAGAUGAAAACGUCAUUAAAUAUUUACUAAAUCAAGAAAAUGAGUCAUUUGAGUAUUUUAACGUCGUCAACAAGCAAUUAAAAGUUCUUCAAGUGAAUAAAAGCUACGAUAUUUUAAUAAAUAUUAUUUGUGUGAUUUUCCUGAACAUCUUUUUCAGGUUUUCCCUUUGUUUACAAGUGCCUCGUGUGAAACGAAUUAAACUUGCAAAUUAGUAAUGAUGACGACGAUGAUAUCUUGGAAUGCG
Molecule: messenger RNA, 827 nt
Organism: Clunio marinus
Lineage: Eukaryota; Metazoa; Arthropoda; Insecta; Diptera; Chironomidae
Source: the annotation of a GenBank genome assembly